Blastomyces gilchristii SLH14081 is the source of this 3238-nucleotide messenger RNA. RefSeq names its product DUF408 domain-containing protein. NCBI's taxonomy places the organism in Eukaryota, Fungi, Ascomycota, Eurotiomycetes, Onygenales, Ajellomycetaceae. The transcript has a single exon. Gene Ontology annotation, cellular component: cytoplasm; nucleus. Gene Ontology annotation, molecular function: RNA polymerase II CTD heptapeptide repeat phosphatase activity; RNA polymerase core enzyme binding. The coding region runs from base 481 to 1662 and encodes 393 amino acids. The record is from RefSeq and is a predicted model, not a curated record.
UGUGAACUAGAUGUCGCCGCCUACGCCACUUCCACCAUCAACCGCGACGUAUGAGACCCAAACCACUGGUUGGAUUGAAAGACUGGGUUUGAUAUCACUCCUCUUCUGCUGAUGUGAGUUAAAAGAGAAUAUCUAUCCGUGUUCAACGCCAAUUCAUUUGGCCCUAGGCUUCUGAAACAGCAGCUGCAGUUCACUUCUCCCUCCAAGUGUGAAACUCGAAUAUUUUCUGAUAUCCAACUACUGUUUGGCUGCUAUCGGGUUGCUGCCGAACUAAACUUCUAGCCUCUUCCAGCGGGUAAAAAAAUUGCUUCUAUUAAUUAGUCUUCUCCUUCCCGCUGUCGUCUCAUCGGGUGUCUAGAAGGAGACGAGAAGAGGAGGGAAGGGAAGAGGAAAAGGGGACGAAAUAAGUCCCCUGGCUUCGCGUCCAGGUGAUCCCCUUCUGCCUCCCAGGUGCAUUUACGCUACAGUAACACCGCCAGAAUGUCCAACAAUCCCGCACCUCAAGGGCCACCCACCAUGAAAUCCUCACUACCUGCAAUCCAUGCAGCUUUCACCAAAGAAACCCCGCCCCCGCCCCCGCCCCCGCCCCAGCCCCCAAACACAAACCCCUCCCGCACAACUACCGCCGCCGCCACCUCCAGACCAAAAGCUGUGACCAAACAACGCAAACCAGCCCCUGAUCCCCGCCAUCUAGCCAUAGCCCUCCACCACGCCCACCAAAUACAAGCCCGCAAGGACACAGAGGCCCUAAUCCUCGCCCGCAUCGAGGAACUCCUCUCCUUCCCUAGUUCCCCCAUUGCCCAAGCCUCUUCCCCUCUUCCCGCAGACGUCCAAGCCUUUAAAGAAGCCCUCAUCCCAUUCCAGCCAUCGGACUAUGACAAUCUAAUCCUGGAAAGGAACAUUGACGGCCGCUGCGGCUACGUACUCUGCGCCAAUGAACAUAGGAAGGAAGACCCUAGGGCGAAGUUCAGGAUUGUAUGGGGGAAGAAAGGGAGUGGGCCUGGCGGGCGCGGGAAGGAAAUGAAGGUUGUACCGAAGGAGCAGAUUGAGAAAUGGUGUUCAGACGAGUGUGCGGAGCGCGCCAUGUAUAUUCGUGUGCAGCUGAUUGACCAGCCGGCGUGGGAGAGGAGCUCUGUUGGGACGGGACAAGCGCAGGCGGAGCAGAUUUUACUACUGGAGGAAGGGAGGGCCAGGAAGGAGAGGAAUAGGAUGAAGGGGAAGGAGGGUGAAAUCGGGGGGGAGGUUGUGCAGGAAGAGCAGGUAAAGGGGGCGAGUGAUGUCGAAGAGGCUAUGCGCCGGCUGGUGAUUAGUGAUAAGAGCUUGGAACCUGAGGCGAUUGUGGAUGGGAUGGGGCAGUUGGCUGUUCGUGAUGAUCGGGAGGCUGGCCAGGCCGCGCUUGCUAUUGAAAGAGGAGAUAGCGCUACGAACCACCGCGGGUUGGCUGCAGGACGGGUUGGUGUGAAUAUCUUGGAGAAACAGCAGGGCACAAGCACUAAAGCAGCCAUGGUUCAACCUCCAUCGUUGCACGCGGAAGAUUUAUGUGGUGGCUCGAUUGAAGGCUUUGAGCCAACGAAGCAACUUGGUACCGCAAGGCAACAUGCGCCAAACGACGACGACGACGACGACGACGACGAAGAUGAUGAUAUCCUCCCUACUAUUUAACGUAUUUAAUGUUGUUUCGCGUUGAGGCGUGCGUCCAAAGGCGGUGCCAUAUCCGGCGUGCACUAUAACGGGUUCUGCAGGAGGGGAUAAAAGGAGUUUACCAAGGUUUUUUAUUCGAACAAUGAUAACAUCUACAUCCGCAAGUUUUUGAGUCAAGUAUAUAUCAAUCGAACUAGCAAUUGAUCUAGGACCUACCGUUUUUCGUCCAUUCCAAAAUAAAUAUUAUCUAUACCAUACCUCAAGAGCACUGAGGCAAUGGUGAGGCUAAAUUUUCAAGGAGCGUCACUCCAAGCAGCCUCGCCUCUUAAAAGGUGUUGAGGUAAACUUGAAAAAGCAAACAAAAGAACAAUUUUGGCAAUCAAGCAUCAUCCGUGAGGAAUCAGCGACACCUUGUCUUGAGAUAAAUACCCUUUAUAUUCUUGUCCGGUUUGUCGUGAGUUAACCUGCAAUAAAAAAACUGAAAGUAAAAAGAGGAGGGCGUCGCACGAUGACUCCAAUGCGGGACAGUCGAUCACAGCGGCCCUUUUUCUUUCCUGUUUUCAAUCCGUCCAGUUCCCGCCCUAAAAAAAUGGGGAAUAAAACGAGGGGGAAAAACGCCUUUCAUUCCAUCAUUGCAUGCGACCUUAAGAUGAAAACCUUUUUAACAACCAAUUUUUUUCAUAGAAACGGAGGGAAUUUAACGGCCACCGCCAUAGCGACGAGGGCGGUUAUCGCUCGUCUGCUGGCUGACUGGGACGACGUUGACCUUGAGGGCAUCAAACUAAACGAAACGAGAGAAGGAAACAGUUAGAGAACAACCUGCAAUUUUCAUUUUUCAAGGCGCAUUGAAAACUUACACCGAGGCUCUUGAGCAGGUCCUUGGUAUCAGCAUCAACAUCCAGCUGUCCGCUCUCGGUCUGCGAGACGUCCAAAGCCGAGAUCUCGGGGACGUAUUGAUCCUUGCGCUCACGCUCCUCCUCCUGCAGCUUGAAGGAGAUACCACGGACAGGGCCGCGCUGGAUACGCUUCAUCAAGUGGGUGGUGUAGCCGGCAAUCUAUUUCGAAAUAUUAGAAUUCACCAAUCGUCAAGUCAUAUCUUAGUUCCUGUCCGUGGCGGAAUAUUGGAGCGCACCUUGUUGCGCAGACGCUUGGAGGCAAUAAUAGCGAUCUCAUCGCAAAUGCGCUUGUUGGUCUCGAAGUCUAGAGUGAGCUUGGGAUAGUACCGCUCAAUGAUGACCUUGGCGGACUUCUUGACGGUCUGUUGGCGUUGCAGUUAGCAAUCUAGGAAUUCCGUUAUAGCAGGAAUUGGAGGAUUUUGUGAUUCUCUUACCUUAGUGCGGACGCGACCCAUUUUGGCGGUUUUUGGUGUGCUGGUUGGGAUUCGAAAGUUGCGGGCGGGACGAGGAGGAAAGAAAGAUUGAUGGAGGUGUGGAUUUCGUGAUGUCGUUUUGGCGGAGAUUUCGCUUCGUUGUGUGCCCUACAUCACGUGAUGUGAAACUUACGUCUUCACACACCUAGAAGAUUUGUAGAGUUUACAGUAAAUGCGAUAAAUAAUGAAAAUAAAUAAUAUAUACGGAAUACGUAGAGAUAGGGAAAG